AUGGAGCGCGGCGAGCCAGGUCUGCUGAGAACAGACCCAGUGCCCGAGGCUGGGGAGGAUGCUGUUGCCACGAUCAGUGUCACGGAGACCCUGUCCGAGGAGGAGCAAGAAGAGCUGAGGAGCGAACUCGCCAAGGUGGAAGAGGAGAUCCAGACUCUGUCUCAGGUGCUGGCCGCGAAGGAGAAGCACCUGGCGGAGAUCAAGCGGAAGCUGGGCAUCAGCUCCCUGCAGGAGUUCCGGCAGAACAUCGCCAAAGGGUGGCAGGACGUGACGGCGACGCCUGCAUACAAAAAGACAUCUGAAACCUUGUCUCAAGCCGGACAGAAGGCAUCGGCUGCUUUUGCAUCGGUGGGAUCGGUCAUCACCAAGAAGCUGGAAGAUGUCAAAAACUCCCCGACUUUCAAAUCAUUUGAAGAGAAAGUUGAAAACUUAAAGUCUAAAGUAGGGGGGCCCAAGCCUGCCGGAGGCGAUUUUGGAGAUGUCUUGAACUCGACUGCCAGUGCCACGGCCACAGAGCCUCAUCCGGAGCAGACACAGGCGGGCCCGUGA
Messenger RNA from Pipistrellus nathusii (Nathusius's pipistrelle), 549 nucleotides. The record is from the annotation of a GenBank genome assembly. Lineage: Eukaryota; Metazoa; Chordata; Mammalia; Chiroptera; Vespertilionidae.